Rhinolophus ferrumequinum (greater horseshoe bat) is the source of this 4412-nucleotide messenger RNA. RefSeq names its product G protein-coupled receptor 176 (gene GPR176). Gene Ontology annotation, molecular function: G protein-coupled receptor activity. Lineage: Eukaryota; Metazoa; Chordata; Mammalia; Chiroptera; Rhinolophidae. The transcript is spliced from 3 exons. Gene Ontology annotation, biological process: G protein-coupled receptor signaling pathway. The record is from RefSeq and is a predicted model, not a curated record. The coding region runs from base 961 to 2508 and encodes 515 amino acids. Gene Ontology annotation, cellular component: plasma membrane.
GCGAGCCCCUCGCUGCCCCAGGCGCGCUCUGGGAGUCGGGUGGCCGCGCGGACCUUACCCCUGCCCCUCUAGGGGCGUCCGGUCCAGUGCCCGUACGGCCGCGAGGCUCUCUCUCAGCAGCCGAGCGCGGGAGCGGGGUCGGAAAGGACGCUCUAGGCCGUGUUGAGGCAAAGGGGCUGCGGGUCGGGGUCCCUGCAGCCGGCGCCCUGGCGGGAGGUCGGAGCCCCCAGCGAGGGGCUGGGCCGGAGGAGACCGCGCGGGCGUCCUAGGGGACGACCAGGUGCUGAGAGCGAGGCUGUUGGGGGAGAUUCAGGGCAUUCUGCCUAGGCCAUGGGCGCCGUCGGAGACCCGGGGCUCCCCUCCGGGCUCCCCUCGGGGCUUCGACCACUUGGCUUGGGCAUUUCACAGGUUUCCCAUAGCCAUCCAGCCUCGAAGCCUGCAGGAUUGAAAAACGGCUUCAACCAAAGGCUCUUUUCCCUCUAAGGAGAGGGGAGGGGCUGAGCCCGUCAGCGAGGGGACUCGCGAGGGAUGCCCCGGCCCUCGGGGGUGGAAGGAGCAAAGGUUGAAGGAGGCGGCAGGAGCGGAGAGCGCCCUUCUUGACCAUCAAAUGCUUCCUUCAGUGUUUCCAUCUCUGCCGAGUGGGCUUGGCUGCGCUGACCACUUGGGAGGAGGGACGGACGAGGCUCAGCGGGCUCUGAUCGUGCCGCCUUCAUGUGGUUGCUGACGGGGACCCAGGAGGGUACGGGCAUGGGGCGCAGCCUCGCCCUCCUCCCUCCCCGCCUCCCAGGCGCGGGAGCUGGAGAUGUGGAGACGUGAGGGGACCCGCGGCUGCCCGGGGUUCUCCAGGACUCCACCAGGCACCCUCGCGUCCCUCCGUGCCCGGGGCAGGAGAGACUGGCGUGGGGCUCGGAGGCGGGCGGAAGGGCUGGCGACGAGCAGAGCCGGGGCCCCAGCCUAGCCAUGGGGCAUAACGGUAGCUGGAUUUCCCGAAACUCUAGCGAGCCGCGCAACGCGUCGGGCGCGGAGGCGGCGGGCGCCAACCGCAGCGCACUCGGCGAGUUCGGCGAGGCGCAGCUGUACCGCCAGUUCACCACCACCGUGCAGGUCGUCAUCUUCAUAGGCUCGCUGCUCGGAAACUUCAUGGUGUUGUGGUCAACUUGCCGCACAACUGUGUUCAAAUCUGUCACCAACAGGUUCAUUAAAAACCUGGCCUGCUCGGGGAUCUGUGCCAGCCUGGUCUGCGUGCCCUUCGACAUCAUACUCAGCACCAGCCCUCACUGUUGCUGGUGGAUCUAUACCAUGCUCUUCUGCAAGGUUGUCAAAUUCUUGCACAAAGUCUUCUGCUCGGUGACUAUCCUCAGCUUCCCUGCCAUUGCCUUGGACAGGUACUAUUCGGUCCUCUAUCCGCUGGAGAGAAAAAUAUCUGACGCCAGGUCCCGGGAGCUGGUGAUGUACAUCUGGGCCCAUGCGGUGGUGGCCAGCGUCCCUGUGUUUGCAGUGAGCAACGUGGCCGACAUCUACGCCAUGUCCACCUGCAGCGAGGUCUGGAGCAACUCCCUGGGCCACCUGUUGUACGUUCUGAUCUAUAACAUCACCACGGUCAUCGUGCCGGUGGCCGUGGUCUUCCUCUUCCUGAUACUGAUCCGGCGGGCCUUGAGUGCCAGCCAGAAGAAGAAGGUCAUCAUAGCAGCGCUGCGGACGCCGCAGAACACCAUCUCCAUCCCCUACGCCUCCCAGCGCGAGGCCGAGCUGCAUGCUACCCUGCUGUCCAUGGUGACGGUCUUCAUCGUAUGCAGCGUGCCCUACGCCACCCUGGUCGUCUACCAGACCGUGCUCAACGUCCCCGACACCUCCGUCUUCUUGCUGCUCACCGCCAUUUGGCUGCCCAAAGUGUCUCUGCUGGCGAACCCUGUGCUUUUCCUCACUGUGAACAAAUCUGUCCGCAAGUGCUUGGUAGGGACCUUGGUCCAAUUGCACCACCGGUGCAGUCGCCGUAACGUGGUGGGGACAGGGAGCGGGCUGGCUGACGCCAGCCUGGAGCCCAGCAUACGCUCGGGCAGCCAGCUCCUGGAAAUGUUCCACAUUGGACAGCAGCAGAUCUUUAAGCCCACGGAGGACGAGGAAGAGAGCGAGGCCAAGUACACUGGCUCCGCUGACCUCCAGGCCAAGGUGAUACUCAGCCCCUGCCUGGAGGGAGACCAGCGGCCACAGUGUGUACCCCCUGCACCACCCCCGGGCACGGUGGACUCUAUAUCUCAGGUGGCACCAGCAGCCCCGGUGGAAGCGGACACACUCCCUGACAAGUACUCGCUGCAGUUUGGCUUUGGGCCUUUUGAGUUGCCUCCCCAGUGGCUCUCAGAGACCCGAAACAGCAAGAAGCGGCUGCUUCCCCCCUUGGGGAACACCCCAGAAGAGCUGAUCCAGACAAAGAUGCCCAAGGUACGCAGGGUAGAGCGGAAGAUGAGCAGAAACAACAAAGUGAGCGUUUUCCCAAAGGUGGACUCCUAGCAAGGACUGAAAAUCCCUCCCUGCUGCCCUCCCUUGGCGGCGGCUCUGUGAUUCCUGUGACCGCAUGGACACCUCCUGUCUGGGUCACGUGCUUUUGGACGAGAGGGAAAUCUAUAAAAUCAAAUGUCCUCUUUAUUGAGGGAGUAUAUAUAAAUAUAUUUAUCCCAGUGAUCCAGGUCCUUCGUAAAAUCCAUCUUCCUCUCUCUAUGGAGACGAGAGCUGGGCAGUGUGGAAUGGGCCUUGGGAUGGCUACUCCAUGUGCAUUUUCUGGGGACUCCUCAGCUCUGAGGGCCCAGCAGAGAAUACACGGAGAGAAAAGCAUCAUGAGCUCAAAGGGAGCAGGGGCAUUCCAGGGAUGCCCAAGAUAACUGUGAAGUAGUGUGACCACAAAGAACAUGCCUGUUGGAUGGGCUUGAGUAUGACACAUAUUAAAAGUGUUUAAUAUUGAUCUCUACCGUCAGGGAAGAUAAGGACUUGGCGUUUGACUCCUAUUCUCUGGGAGGCCCCAUCGUAUGACUUGCAGUUUCUCCUGAUGCCCUUCAUUCUUUCCCUGGGAUAUGGAUGAGCAACACCUAUUCAACCCCCAGUUGACAGACAUGGCAAUAGAUAUGCCUGGCAGUAAGGGAGCUGCUGUGUCCUUGAUUAUCCUGACAUUCUCUUGACAUUCUCUUGACCUCACAAUGGCCUCAGAAAGACAUGUUUGCCAGUGUUGGUUAGAAAAUACUGCUAGCAGUUCAUUAUGACUUUCCCCCUUACAUUGUGUUUUUUCAACAAAUGAGAGAGAAGUGUAGAGGUGGAGAAGAAAGACUGAAAUGUCCAUACACUCUAGUCUGUCUUCUUCCCAUGUAUUCUCACCUGAAAGGGGCUGCAUAGCAAUCUGUAGGAGUAAAGUAUAUUGAAAAAAAUUAUCCCAUGCAAAACUUCUGGAAUUCAAAGGCAAUUUGAAAAUGCAAAGUUAGUGUAACUGGGUCCUCUGAAAACAUCAAGCAAAAACUGCUUGAUUGGUAAAGGUGAUUCUGCCCAAAAGAGUGGGGAAAGGCUGACAAAAGUGGCUCCCUUUUCAGGAGGACUCCAGACCCAGGCUUGACCAGUCCCUUUUUCAGUCUGUGCAACUGUGGCUCUUUCUUCAUUUUGGAUGUAAAGGAGGAAUAUGACACGGAGAAAGAAUGAAUCAUUCUAAAAUGCCAAGGCAGCACCUAGCCCAGGUGAGCUCUCCACUUGCUCCUUCCCAGUGAAGUUUUCGCAGCAGCCAGAGUAGGUAGAAGAGGGAGGACUGUCUUCAAGUGAUUAGUCCCCUGGGGGGGACUCAAGGUGACUUUCACCAGGCUGAAUUCAAACCACAGAUGACUCAAGUGCCAGCCUUGUUCUUCUCUCUAGGGCAUUUUGUUCUUGUUGAUAGCAUGGAAGGGGGCCCAUCCAGUGCCUUGAGCAAGCUUGAAAGGAAGUGGGCCUUCUCACCGCACACUUCCACAUCCUGAAGGCUGUAGUUCUCAUGUAUCCUUUCCUUUCACUCCGUGGCCCUAUCCCUCAGAGGAAGCUCAGCUUAUAAGGAGUCUCCUUUUCCUUCCUCUGCUGGGUGCUGUGUCUUGUGAUUCCGGAACAUGAACCCAAAGAGCUUUCCCCUGCAGAGGUUGUGCCUUCCUCUGUGUGUUUUGUCUCCUUGAAGUGUUGUGUGCUCACAGCAGAAAUUGGGGACUGCCACCCCGUCUCCCUGCCCCGCUGCCUCCCGGGCCCUGUGUGCAUGCCAUCGGUAGCUUCUUGCCCUGACAGGUAACACGUUGCCCUUCAUGCUUAUCUUUUAAAACCUUCACAAUUGUUACAACUUUCAUCAAGGGGAAACAAUCUGUCAGAAAAUUGUGUCCACUUUAGAAGAAUCUGUCAAAUGUAGUCACUUUGGUGUUGUU